AUGUCUGCGUAUAACUUCCAACAGUACGGAUAUUACAACUAUGGAGUGGCAGGAGAUGCCAACGGUGGCCCGAGCUAUCCCUAUCAGGGGUAUCAACCCGCUGCGCCGGUAGCUCCUCCGCCCCUCGUCUUCUGCAGAUGGGGACAGUGCAAUGUCCCGCUCGACGACGUCAGCGGCCCGGGCAUCAAACGUCACCUUCAGCAGUACCACGCCGCCGACAUGCCGCCGAGGAGCGCCUCUGGGCAGCCACUGGGGAGCUCAGAGUGUCGGUGGAACGAGGGUCACGGUGCGGGCACCUGCCAGACAGAGUGCCGGAGUGCCGUCGCACACGGGAGACACAUCUCGACGGUGCACCUCGGGCACGGCAGGAAGAUCUGCCAGUACUGCCGCAAGAACUUCAGUCGGAAGGACGCGUUGAAGCGGCACCAAGAGCAGUACUGCCCUGUUUUGCAGGGUCUUUCGAGCAGACCGCGCAAGUUCGUCCAGGAGACGGCUGCUGCGCAAGGGAGCCCUCGAUGAUCACUCUCGCAUGCUCAUAGACCACGCAAACGGCCGUGGCUCGGCACGCACUUCCAUACAUUAAAUUAUUCCUAUCUCACAUCGCUUGAUGACCUAUCCUACCCUCCACAUCGUACACCCAACAUUCAUUUCACAAUACCCACUUUUUAAUCGUCGACAAUUUGCUGUAUACCUCUAUGAACCCUAUGUAGCCUUGCAUCUGUACAUUAUGACACUUUUUACUGUACGUUCCCAACAUUUAUCCCCGACAGAUCGGGAGUUUGUUCUAUUGCCAUGCUGGUGUGUCGCGCGCGAAAGGCUGCAGGUCGUCCACAUCUCACAGCUUGAGAUGUCAUAGUCUUCCUUGGACCACUGGUAUGUCGUUCGUUCCGGGACAUGUACUGCGAACCCC
Molecule: messenger RNA, 910 nt
Organism: Fomitopsis serialis
Lineage: Eukaryota; Fungi; Basidiomycota; Agaricomycetes; Polyporales; Fomitopsidaceae
Exons: 4
Coding region: 1-519 (172 amino acids)
Source: RefSeq, a predicted model, not a curated record